This is a messenger RNA of Centruroides sculpturatus (bark scorpion), 802 nucleotides long. RefSeq names its product protein lethal(2)essential for life-like. NCBI's taxonomy places the organism in Eukaryota, Metazoa, Arthropoda, Arachnida, Scorpiones, Buthidae. The coding region runs from base 97 to 621 and encodes 174 amino acids. The record is from RefSeq and is a predicted model, not a curated record. Gene Ontology annotation, molecular function: structural constituent of eye lens; protein folding chaperone. The transcript has a single exon. Gene Ontology annotation, biological process: response to heat; protein refolding.
AAUAUCUUCUUCCUUCUGUUAUAAAUACAAGCCAAAAGACACGACGGUGGAUAUUUUUUAAUUCUUUCUUGCAAGAAACGCAUAGAAAUAUCUUAAAUGUCACGUUCUCUGGUUCCUACGUUUUUUAACCGAGAUUGGUGGAGCGGUUACGAUUAUCCACCUCGUCUUCUCGAUCAGCAUUUUGGUUUGGGAUUAACAGAUGAUGAUCUCUUCCCUCCCACUCUUUACAGAGGUAUGGUCAUAAGACCCAGACGGCAAACAAGUCGUCAGGUAUCAAAUUCGGGUGUUUCGGAGAUUGUUAACACUUCCGAUAAAUUUCAAGUGAGUUUGGAUGUAAGUCAUUUUAGUCCCGAAGAUAUUACAGUCAAAACGGUGGAUAAUUGCUUGAUGGUUCACGCCAAACACGAAGAGAAGGUGGAUCAACACGGAUUCGUUUCUAGAGAAUUCACGCGGAAAUAUAUUCUACCUAAAGAAGUGGUUCCUGAAAGUGUCGUAUCAUCAUUAUCUCCCGAUGGAGUUCUUACUAUAGAGGCACCGAAACAUUCGCAACAAUUGCCAUCCAACGAGAGACUUGUGCCCAUAACAAAAAGAGAAGCUUCGGCAUUACCCAGCAAAGAAUAGGAAAAUUCAAUGCGUUAUCCCUUACAGAAUGUGAGUGGAUCCAUUUGCUUAUUUAUUCGAAUGAUCCACAUGCUUCAUUUUUUACUAUUUAACUUAAAAAAAUUGUUAUUGCACUGUAAUAUUUAUAAUAAUGAAAAAAUUAUAAUAGGUAAUUUGAAUUAUUAAUAUAAUGAUUUUUUAU